UCAACUACACAGUACACACCACUGCUUGCUCAAUCAAUCCUUUCUUUCUAAUUCCUAUAUAACCCCUCAAACCAGCAACCAUCAUAUUUUCGUUCAAGAGUGAAGAAUAUCGGUCCUUCUUCGCUGUUCAAGGUAUAAUAGCAGUAGUAUAAGCCUAUAACAUCCUCUUAAUUUCAGUAACAUCCUCCACAGUUAACCAACUAUUGCAGUAUAUGACUUCUUUCAUUUGAACGAGUUUUUUUUUUCUUUUAACCUUAAAUUGCCCAUGUUAUCUAGCUGUAAAGUUCGACCAAAUUUGUUAGCAUAAAACUGACGUUGAUGAUGAUCUUUUGGUUGAUGAUUGCAGUUUUCAAGGUACAGCAUUGAUUAUGGUUGUUAGCACUGUUACAGGAUUGUACACAAGAUGACACGCAUCUGAAGCCAUUCCCGCGUCAGCUCUUUGGUUCUCUAACUAAGGCUCAACUCGCACGAUUUCUUCAGUCGAUCGGUUGUUCUUCACACUAAACAUUCUCCCGAGGACACAAGCAUAAGCAGCUGGAUCUAGAGUACUUACUGAUUGGUGGAUAAGUGUCAAUUUUGUGCUUGAAUUCGGAUCUUAAUUUUCUGUCAGCUAUUCAAGAGCCUUCUUGUCAUUUUCUCUGCAACGGCUACAAGUUGCAUCAUUAAUAUGGAUGGUUUCAACUGGGAUGGAGCAGAAGUACCUGAGAACAAAUCAGCUUCAUGGGAGAAUCCACAAGAAAGCUUGAUGGUGCCCAAUUCAAGUGGCUACGCAUUUCUUGGAGGUAAAGUAGAUAUCCCAGAAGAUAUUUUUAAUACGAUUCAGUUGCUCCAGAGAACCGGUUCACCAAAUAUCAAGACGUGCAGAGGAAGUCAGAGUUUUCAGCAUUCAGCACCGGCUUUUAAUCCGCCCAUACAGGUUCUUUCGAGCUGGAACUUUUCUCUGCAACAAGAGGCUACAAAAUUAGCUGAUGACGAUGAAGUGCCUAGAAAAUCAUCAGUAGCUGAAAUAUCUUCUCCAAUUCCUAAUAGGACCGACUUCAUCAACCAGUUGAAUGGCCUAUUCUUCGAUUAUGGCACAUCAAACAAAUCAAUCAUCAACACCUGCCUCCAGGAAGCUAAGGCUGGUUUAAUAGCAACAGCUACAGGCUCCACGGAAUCGCUUGAUUGCCUGCUAUCAGGGUCCAACAGUAACACAGACACCACAUCAGUCGAAGAUGAUGCAGACAUUUCCAUGAUCUUCUCUGACUGCAAAACCUUAUGGAACUUUCGAGCUGUGAAUGGUGUUUCAUCUGGUGAGUCUGCCUGCGAUAGCUCCAACGCAAAAUAUAGCAAUAAUCACAACCGCAUAAAAGAGCUGGACGAAACAGCUUCAAAAACUACUUCAUCCGGCCAACAUGCCAGUCAAUUACCUAGACAUGCUACCAAGAGAAGCAGUGAAACCCUACUCCAAAAUCUUGUCCGCUCAGAUAGUUCCAACAGUUUCCAGCUGAUAUCAGAAAACGAGCCAAAACCCAAAAAGCCCAGAUCAGAAAAGCGUCCAACUUCAUCAAACAUCAGCUUUCAGCAGCCUAGCUCGUCAAUAACGUCUGCAGGAGGGGAGCCUGAUUCAGAGGCCAUUGCCCAGAUGAAGGAAAUGAUUUAUAGAGCGGCCGCUUUUAGGCCAGUGAAUUUUGGCAUGGAGGUCAUGGAGAAGCCUAAGAGAAAGAAUGUCAGAAUUUCAACUGAUCCGCAAACUGUAGCUGCAAGGCAAAGAAGAGAAAGGAUAAGCGAAAGAAUUAGGGUUUUGCAGAGGCUGGUCCCGGGCGGUAGCAAGAUGGAUACUGCAUCCAUGCUUGAUGAGGCUGCAAACUAUCUCAAGUUCCUCAGGUCGCAAGUUAAAGCAUUGGAAGCCUUAGGACAAAAGAACGAGGAGUCGCUGCUGAAUUAUCCUUCAAUUCCAUUCAACCACUCAUUUCCAGUAGUGACAUCAAAUUUUCCCCUCCACAACCCUAAUAUUGUCAACCAUCCAAAAAUCUGAGACAAUUUGUUGUUCAACCUAACCCCACCUCCAAAAUACCCCCAAAAAAAAUAAAAGGAAUUGUAUGAACCACAUAUCAGGCAUAGAGUUUUAUUCUAUUACUAUUUGGGAGGGGAUGGGAUUUUGGUAAAGGACCUUGACAUUUGUCACAUAAUCAUGCUAAUCAUCAUUGAACGAUAAUGAUAAAUCCAUAUGUAUUGGUUUAGAAUCCUGGAUUUUUAUCAUCUUCUCAUCAUUGCUUAUUC
Messenger RNA from Coffea eugenioides, 2262 nucleotides. Its product is annotated as transcription factor bHLH87. The coding region runs from base 668 to 2017 and encodes 449 amino acids. Gene Ontology annotation, molecular function: protein dimerization activity; DNA-binding transcription factor activity. Lineage: Eukaryota; Viridiplantae; Streptophyta; Magnoliopsida; Gentianales; Rubiaceae. The transcript is spliced from 2 exons. Gene Ontology annotation, biological process: regulation of DNA-templated transcription. The record is from RefSeq and is a predicted model, not a curated record.